ACUGACAAAACCCGAACCAUAGGAAGAUAGAGCAAAGCAAGAGCAAGCUUCUUUUCUUUCUCAGUGUGCUUAGUCUCUCUCGGGAUCAAGAAAAUCAAUUGAAAAGUAGAAGAAAAAAAAAAAAAAGGGAAAAAGUCGAAAUGGUUUUUGUCAUUGGGAGCUCUUGCUAUUUGCAAACUCUCAUUUCCAACCCUCAAAUGCUGUUUUCUUCUUCUCAAUCCGUUUUCUUUAACGUCAGAAAUGCGGAAACCAAGAGAAGAAGGAGAAGCAUCAGGUCUCCAAUGGCUUGUCUAGCCCAUGAAGACCCAAACGACGACGUUUCCAGCAAAAGGAGGGCGGUUCUUCUUGUGGGUAUGUCAAUUCUUCCUUUCUUGCAACUCAGAGCCCAAGCUCUUGAAGGCUCCACCUUAAGUAGAGAGAGGCAGAGAAAGAGAAAAAAGGAUGGAGAAGUAGAAGAAACAAUGGAGCUACCAAUGGCAGUUGCUAGUGAAGGAAGUGAGGUAAAGAAACCAGAGAGAAACCAAAUAGCAGAAAGUGAGCUAAACAAACCAGAGGCAAACCAAAUAUCAGAAAGUCAGCUAAACAAACCAGAGGAAGCACGGGAAGAUAUACCAUCCAAUCCCUUUCUAUCUCUCCUUAACGGUCUUGGAAUUUUUGGUGCUGGUGUGCUUGGUGCACUCUAUGCUCUGGUUCAGAAGGAGAAAAAGGCAACUAAUGAAACCAUAGAAUCGAUGAAGAUCAAAUUGCAAGAAAAGGAAGCUGCAAUAUUUUCAACGGAGAAAGACUUUGAAUCACAGCUGCUAAAUGAACAGGAGAAACAAACCAAGCAACUCAAAGAGGCAAAGGAAGAACAGCUGUCUUUAAUGGAUCGACUAGAUGCAGCUAACAAUACAAUUACAGGCUUAGGGCAGGAACUGAAAAAUGAGAAGAGGUUAAUUGAGAAGCUUAAAGCGCAAAUUGACAGUCUUCAAAGCAACCUCACAAAGGCUGGGGAAGAGAAACGAUCUCUUGAAGAAGAACUGAAGAAAAAGCUUGAUUCAAUUGAAGUCCUACAACAAAAAGUUAACUUGCUCAGUUCAGAACUUAACGAUAAGGAAGGUAAAAUUCAAAAGCUCAACUCUUCCCUUGUUGAAAAAGAAUCAGAGUUGAAGAACUUGAACAGUACCUUCAAGCAAACAAAGGAAGAACUUGGGAAAGCACAUACAGAGAUUGAAGGCUUGAAGGAAGAAUUACUGAGAAAUCAAAGUGAACUUGAAUCCAAAAGUUCUGUGGUGGAUGAAUUAAAUGCAAGGAUAAGUUAUUUAAUGGUUGAAAGAGAUAAUUCUAAGCAGGAAUUUGGUGCUCUUCAGGAUGAUUACAAUGAUCUGAAAUUGUCUUCUGAAAAGAAGGCAGCAGAAGGGUCUAAGCUUUUGGGUGAAAGAGAAAAAGAAAUUCACCAGCUAAAGGAUAAACUCGAGCUUGCUCUAAAUGAUGUAAGUGAAAAUAAAGCAAUUUUUGCUGAUUUGAACAAGGAAAAGGAACACCUAAAGGGAGCACUGGAGGUGGAAUUGCACAAUGUAAAGAACCUGAAAGACGAACUCCAACUUGCUGAGGAAACCAUUGCAAAGACCAGAAGUGAGGCUUCUGAUGUGUGCAAGCAACUAAACAAAUCAAUAAAUCAUUGUAAAGAGCUUGAGUCUGAGGUUUCUAGGGUUAGGGCUGAGUUUGAUGAAGCUAAACUGAGACUGCAGGGUAGCCUUGAUGAGUCAGAACAAAGUGGCAAAGUGCUAGCUAGUGAGCUCACAACUGCAAAAGAGCUUCUGAAGAAAACUAGGGAGGAGCUGCAGAUUUUUUCUCAUGAGCUGACUGCUGUGACAGAAAAUCGGGAUAGCCUUCAGAAGGAAUUAGUUGAUGUUUACAAAAAGGCAGAAACCACAGCCAAUGAUUUGAAAGAAGAGAAAAAGAUUGUUUCUUCUUUAAACAAAGAAGUACAGGCUUUGGAGAAGCAGAUUGUGAAGGACAAAGAAGCAAGAAAGUCACUCGAAACAGACCUGGAAGAGGCUACCAAGUCACUUGAUGAGAUGAACCGAAAUAUAUUAAAAUUUUCUGUAGAUCUUGAAAGGGCCAACGCUAAAAUAUCCAGUCUUGAGGAUGAGAAAAUGGUGCUUUAUAAAACACUAACAGAGCAGAAGAAUGCAUCAAAAGAAGCCCGAGAAAACAUGGAAGAUGCUCAUAACCUUGUCAUGACACUUGGCAAGGAAAGGGAGAGUUUGGAAAAGCGAGCCAAGAAACUUGAGGAAGAACUAGCAUCUGCUAAGGGUGAAAUAUUACGGUUGAGGAGUCAAAUAAAUUCAUCUAAAGUUGGUGCAAAUGAUCAGCCUCAACAGAAGGGUGAAACUGAAGCAAAAGUCACCGUCAGUGCAAGGAAAAGUACCAGGAGGAGAAAAAGUAGCUCACAAUGAGGCUGUGAACUAUCCUGAGUUCCAAUAUUCUUCUCCUGGAUUAUGAUUGUUGUUAUGGUAUCCUUCAAAGCAGCUUUCUCUAGCCUCCUUCCCUAACAAAAUUUUUCACAUACCAUUCCCUUGUUACUGUAUAAAUCUGACACCGAGGUAUGGCAAUUAAGGAAUUUACUCUUGCAUGUAAUGAUCAUUGGUUCACUUUUGUACUGAUAAAAUACUAACACAGGUUCUCAAGAAUAUUUUUCUCCCGACAAUGAAAACAUCAACCUUGUGCAUGUUCAUUGGGAAUUAA
This is a messenger RNA of Theobroma cacao (cacao), 2730 nucleotides long. It is a transcript of the gene MFP1, whose product is annotated as MAR binding filament-like protein 1. Gene Ontology annotation, cellular component: condensin complex; chromatin; condensed chromosome. The record is from RefSeq and is a predicted model, not a curated record. Gene Ontology annotation, molecular function: chromatin binding. Lineage: Eukaryota; Viridiplantae; Streptophyta; Magnoliopsida; Malvales; Malvaceae. Gene Ontology annotation, biological process: mitotic chromosome condensation.